Candidozyma duobushaemuli is the source of this 1578-nucleotide messenger RNA. RefSeq names its product tyrosine--tRNA ligase. Bases 1 to 1578 code for a protein of 525 amino acids. Gene Ontology annotation, molecular function: RNA binding; tyrosine-tRNA ligase activity; ATP binding. Gene Ontology annotation, cellular component: cytosol; mitochondrion. Gene Ontology annotation, biological process: tyrosyl-tRNA aminoacylation. Lineage: Eukaryota; Fungi; Ascomycota; Pichiomycetes; Serinales; Metschnikowiaceae. The record is from RefSeq and is a predicted model, not a curated record. The transcript has a single exon.
AUGCUAAAACUACUUCAGAAACCAGGACCUCGCCUAGCCAGACGCCAAUAUCAGCAUUUAGCGGGCAAAUUGCUCGCCUCAAAUCAAAGGUGGCAGUCCACUGUGCCGACCGUGGAGCUACCUCCAGACACUAUUUCAAUUGUACCAUCAGUGACAGAACUCACGAAGCCAGAGUUCUACAAGACAGAUUUGGAGGGUUCGCUUGUGGGUCAUUUACUCAACAGAGGCCUUGUGGAGUCACUCACCAGUGACGAUUUGUACAAGCUCACUGAGGCCAACGCCAAAAAGAUGAAGCUCUACUGCGGUGCUGAUCCCACAGCUGAAUCCUUACAUUUGGGUAACUUGCUUCCUCUAAUGGUUCUUCUCCAUUUCGUGUUACGAGGCCAUGAUGCCGUUGGCCUUGUUGGUGGUGCCACUGGUGCAGUUGGUGACCCCAGUGGAAGAAAGACCGAGAGAACUUUGAUUGAUAAUCAGGAAAGAGCCGCUAAUGUGGAGAAGAUACAAUCUCAGAUUAAAAGUUUCUUGGCCAAUGGCGUUAAGUACGCUGAAUCUAGACACAUUGAAGCUAAAGGAGUAGGCAAAAUCCACAGUGCUAACAAUGCUUCAUGGUGGAAGUCAAUCUCAUUCCUCGACUUCUUAUCAACUUACGGAACUCACAUACGAGUGUCUCAAAUGCUUGCAAGAGACUCCAUUCUGUCUCGUUUGCAAUCUCAGCAGGGCAUUGGCUUCAACGAAUUUGCAUACCAGGUCUUGCAGGCUUACGACUUUUGGCAUCUCUUCAAAACUGAAGGCGUGAACGUUCAGUUAGGAGGAAACGAUCAGUGGGGUAACAUAACUGCUGGUGUUGACUUCAUUUCCAGAGUUCAGCGCCUGUCUGGUGGGGUGGGUAAAGAAGGCAAGGAAUUGCCUGCUUACGGGAUGACCGUCCCUUUGUUGACAACUGCUUCAGGAGAGAAAUUUGGCAAGUCCGCUGGAAACGCUGUGUUUAUUAGUAGCAAGCUUACUACCCCAUACCAGCUUUAUCAGUAUUUCAUCAACUCGCCCGAUGAUCUUGUCAGUAAGCUUUUGAGAGCACUCACUUUGUUGCCAACAGAGGCUAUUGAUGCGAUAGUAUUGCGCAAACAUGAAGAAGACCCUGGUAACAGAAUUGCUCAAAGAGUGCUCGCCAGGGAGGUUGUUGACAUGAUUCAUGGCCCUGGUGUAGGAGAUGAGAUGGCUUACAUCACUAGCUUCUUGUUCCCCACUCCAGACCAGCCAUUUGACGAUGACCUUACCGCGGACAAGUUAAUCAGUAAAUUCAGAAACUCCGGAAUCUUGCAAAGAAUUCUGCUUGGCUCGUUCAGUAACCCAGACGAUUUGAAGAUGAGCACAUUGCUUUCCAAGAUCCUCAACAAGUCAAAGAAUGAAACCAAGAAUCUUAUAAAGGGUGGAGGCAUUUACUUCGGUGUGAACAGAGACCAAUUUGUUGAUCCAGAUGACGUCGUUCUUUUUGAUAAAGAAAACCACUUGAUGGAUGAGAAGUUGUUUCUCAUCAGAACCGGUAAACAGAACUACCACGUCGUUGAGGUGACUGAAUAA